AUGAUAUCGGCCCCAGCCCCGAAAGCCCUCCCGCCGCCAGCCCCGCGCCAAGCCCACACUGCGCCUGCGCCGCGCUCGCGGGGCGCCACGGGACGUGGAACCCAUUACUGCCCCCCGCCGCCAUCUGCGGCACGGCCGUGGGCGCGGUGGCAACAAGAUAAAGGAAGAUGGUCAAGCUGGACAGGCCACCCACAGGAGGAGCCGUUGGUAACCAUGGAAAUGGAACACUCUAUACUGGACAGCAACUGCCUUCUUCAGCUCAGGAUGCCUAGAGGAGAGAGUACUGAGAGAGAAGGAAAAGUAGAAGAGGCGAAGAUGCCCACAGCAGACAAUGAACUCAAUUUCCAUUUUCAUUCCCCCUAUGCACAGCAGAAGUUGAAGAACAUUGCCUGUUUGUGGGAAAGACAACCCUCAGGCUGUGUGAGGAUCAGCUGUGCCUUCCAUCACAGCAAACCUCGUUAUAUCAAUGGACUUUUUCUGCCACCUACAAACAAUGCCCCACUGCCACAGGGUGACCGUGAAGUGAUUCUGCCUCCAGCCCAGUGUCAAGGAUCACUCACAAGUCCAGAAAAUAUUUUAAGACCAAUUCACCCUCCAAUGGUCAACAAUGUCAGUGAUGAAGAGAAUGAUGAAGAGGAUAGCGUAGAGGACAACGAAGAGAUCUAUGUUUCUGACUGGGUGCCUAAGACUGCUGAGGAUAUCGAAGAGGAAAGAGCAAUAAAGGACAUAUGCUAUAAAUCUGGUGACAGCAAUACAAUUCCUCCAGAACUGAUCCCCACAAGUAGAGAAGGAAAGACUACGGGAAGGAGAGUACCAAAAGAGAGUAUUUCCAGAACGGGCUGCAGAUCCUUUGGAAAUGGAGAUAGCUACACUGCAGAACCCAGUGCACAACCCGGUUACCAACCAAAGGGUCACUGGAAGGAUGGUGAAAACAAUUCUCUUCCUAAUGUGAGAGAACCUGGAAGAAAGACUUAUUUCCAUUCUUCAGAACCACGAAGAUCAGCAUAUGUAGUCUACCGAACUGUCACAGUCACCCAAGAACCCAAGUUCAGCCGACCUAGAGCAGUUCCUGAGCCAUCUGUUCAGAAAUGCUCCAAAGGAAAGAAUGAGCCUGGCAAAAAUAGGAGAUUUUGGACACAAACAGGAAACUAUGAUGUUUCUGACUGGGUGCCUAAGACUGCUGAGGAUAUCGAAGAGGAAAGAGCAAUAAAGGACAUAUGCUAUAAAUCUGGAGAGUUUUACGGGAUUCAGCAGCCUGACCAACAGCAGUCACCCAGCCCUGUGUCACCGUCUCAGGAAACUGAGCUACAGCCCUUAGAAGCUACCCAGUGGGACUUGCAGAAAGGCAACCAUACUGCAGAACCCAAACUACAACCCAGUAACCAACCAAAGGGUCACUGUAAGGAUGUUGAAAAUAAUUCUUCUCUGUAUUAUGAGAAAGAAACUGGAAGAAAGACUUCCUUUUAUUAUUCAGAACCCCAAACAUCAGCAUAUGUAGUCAAUCAGAUUGUCACAGUCACCAAAGAACCCAAGUUCAGCCGACCCAGAGUUCCUGAGCCAUCUGUUCAGAAAUGCUCCAAAGGAAAGAAUGAGCCUGGCAAAAAUAGGAGAUUUUGGACACAAACAGGAAACUAUGACAAACACACUUCAGGAUCCUAUAAUGCACCAACUUCAAGGAAAAGAAAUCCACAGGCAAAAACAACCAUUCAGCACCAAGAAGACAUGGAAGUGAACCGAAAAGGAAAACGGUAUGAAGACAGGAGGGAGAUGAAGAAAGGGGCUCAUGACACAGAUGUGUCACAGAAAGUUGAGAUCGCAGACAGCCAGCUUGGAGAAAAUGAGGCAUGUUUCUAA
This is a messenger RNA of Neopsephotus bourkii (Bourke's parrot), 1854 nucleotides long. It is a transcript of the gene ZC3H11D, whose product is annotated as chromosome unknown C12orf50 homolog. The transcript has 16 exons. The record is from RefSeq and is a predicted model, not a curated record. The coding region runs from base 1 to 1854 and encodes 617 amino acids. NCBI's taxonomy places the organism in Eukaryota, Metazoa, Chordata, Aves, Psittaciformes, Psittacidae.